GCAGCGGCUUGGACACAACUCUCCGCGUUUCUAUACACAGGCUCGUGUGUGCGUGAGUCGGAGUCUAGUUAUCUACUUUGAAUAAGCAGGGACUCCUUUCCUCCCCGCCGGCGACUGCUUUCCAAUGCAUCAGUGAUGAGAGUAGCCGAGAGGAAAGACGGACGCUUUUGUUCUUCUAUGUGGACAAGCGGUGCGCCGGAGUGCGCUCCGUGGUUCGGCAUCAUCACCAUCCUCCGCACUUGAGAUCAACCCAAACCCAAGAGGCGCGCUGAGAACCCCCCAACGAACCCUCCGUGCGAGAUGUACUGUGGACGGCUGACGAUUUUUCCUCCUCCAGUCCAAAUUCAAUGGCAGACAAAGACUGCAUUUCUAACUUCCCUUGCUACUACUGAACCCAGAAAGACUCAUCUUAUUCACAGCUAGACCACUGUCUCGCUUCUGUCUGCCAGUCUUUGCUCUUCAGUUUAUUGCCAUGGCUUGUUUUCUGGCAUCAGUGUUUCUUCUGGUUCUCCAGACAAAUGCUGCCCCACCUGAGUUUGUUCAGACAGACUUUAGUAUGGACCUUGAUUCUGGACUACCGGCCAAUGUCUCUGAAGAUGUAACCUUUCCACCCCCAGGAACAAGCAAACGAACCCCACAUAGUAUCAUUAUUGGGGUACGCAAAGGGGGCACGAGAGCUCUGUUGGAGAUGUUAGACAUACACCCUGAAGUCGCUGCUGCAGCCACCGAGGUGCACUUCUUUGACUGGGAUGAAAACUAUGCUAAGGGUCUUGAGUGGUACCGUGAGCUGAUGCCGUACUCUUACCCCCACCAGAUCACAAUCGAGAAAACUCCAGGUUACUUUACAUCAGCCCUUGCACCAGAGCGCAUCUGUGCCAUGAAUUCGUCCAUAAAACUGCUAUUGAUCUUGCGAGAUCCAGCUGAGCGGGUCAUCUCUGACUACACCCAGGUAUACUUCAACCGGCUGGAGAACCACAAGCCAGUACAAGCCAUUGAGAACCUGCUAGUGCGCAAUGGUGCCCUGAAUGUCCGGUACAAGGCAAUUCAGAGGAGCCUGUAUGACAUCCACAUGCAUAACUGGCUGCGCCACUUUCCCCUGGAACAGAUACACAUAGUAGAUGGGGACGCUCUGAUCCGUGACCCCCUGCCAGAGCUUCAGAAGGUGGAGCGCUUCCUCAACUUGCCUCCAAGGAUAGUAUCCUCCAACUUUUACUUUAACCAGACCAAGGGGUUUUACUGUAUCCGAAGUGAUGGAAAAGAGCGCUGUCUGCAUGAGUCCAAAGGACGUCCUCACCCUGCUGUCAACAGCACUGUUCUGCAGCAGCUUCGCUCCUACCUACGAGAACACAACCGAACCUUCUUCAGGCUAGUCAGGCGCACCUUCGACUGGCAAUAAAAGAUUCAGAUCACAAACUGGACUCGACCGAGCCCCAAUCUUGUCUGUAAGGAAGACAAAAAACAGCACUUUACAUACAUGAAAACUCCCCUUGAAUAGCCUGUUAUUAACUACUAUUGUUAUCUCUGGUUUCAGCAGAACUAUAUUUACAUGAUAAGGUAAAAAAUAAGGAAAUACUGUAAUUACACUUGUAAAAUUUAACCGAAGCGCCAAACUUAAGUCAUUUUUCUGUACUGGAAGCAUUUAAGUUGUCAAAUUGCAGUGAAAACAAGUUUAAUGAAACUAAUGAAAUUUCUCCUUCCUUCUAAUGUUUGAUAUUCUUGUUCUUGAUAAUAAACUGUCCUGUUUUGAAA
Molecule: messenger RNA, 1749 nt
Organism: Melanotaenia boesemani (Boeseman's rainbowfish)
Lineage: Eukaryota; Metazoa; Chordata; Actinopteri; Atheriniformes; Melanotaeniidae
Gene: hs3st1l1
Product: heparan sulfate (glucosamine) 3-O-sulfotransferase 1-like1
Exons: 2
Coding region: 473-1396 (307 amino acids)
Molecular function (GO): [heparan sulfate]-glucosamine 3-sulfotransferase activity
Source: RefSeq, a predicted model, not a curated record